AAUUAAUUGAUUGAUUAUUCUUUUGGUUGUUGAUGAGUUGAGGGUGUUCACCAACAGAAGAAGCAGAAGAAGAAAAAGAAGCAAAGAGGAAUAAAAGCCAAGUCAAAACCUGAAAAUGGUUUCACUCUGAUCAAGUUGAAAGCUCGUUGUAACUUGAAUCGUGAAGUGAAGAGGGUUAGGGUUUGGUUGAGAAAGGAAGAGGAGAAGAAGGAGAAGCAAAGGUGAAUUCAAAUGCCGGAAGAGGACUUGGUUGACAUCAAGUUUAGGUUGUACGAUGGCUCCGAUAUCGGGCCUUUCAGGUACUCCUCCGCCGCCACCGUCGACAUGCUUAAGCAAAGGGUUGUCUCUGAUUGGCCCAAAGGUAAGACAGUCAUACCAAAGUCAGCAAAUGAAGUGAAAUUGAUUAGUUCUGGUAAAAUCUUGGAAAACAACAAGACUGUUGGUCAGUGUAAAGUCCCAUUUGGUGAGACUGCAGGGGGUGUUAUCAUGCAUGUUGUUGUACAGCCAUCUCUAGCAAAAUCUAAAGCUGAAAAGAAGGUUGAUGAUUCUCCCAAGAAGGUCGUCUGUUCUUGUUCCAUAUUGUGAAGACAGUUUGUAAGUUGGAGAUGCUUAUCCUCAAUUCAUCAAUCACCCCUUGAACUACAGAAAUCAACAACUGCUUGAACAAAAAACCCUUCUAUUUUCAGCGUUCCUGUGUAAAGACGUAUACGGCAAUUAUAUAUUUAUACAUAAGUUUGUGUUAAUGGUGGCUUCGGAAGAUUGUGUCAUUCUUUUAUUACAACGUCUAAAAGGUUGAUGACAAUGUAUCCAUUGAUUACUACCAUCAUGCGGACGUUUUCUCCUUGCAUUUCCAAUAACGUGCAUGAUUAUAUCA
Molecule: messenger RNA, 874 nt
Organism: Lotus japonicus
Lineage: Eukaryota; Viridiplantae; Streptophyta; Magnoliopsida; Fabales; Fabaceae
Product: membrane-anchored ubiquitin-fold protein 3
Exons: 4
Coding region: 232-585 (117 amino acids)
Molecular function (GO): protein binding
Source: RefSeq, a predicted model, not a curated record